GUGUAACCAAAGGUUGGGCCUCAGGGGUCAGACAUGGGGCUCUGUCUCCUUGUCAGAUGUCCUCCUUCUAGUGGAAGUGAAAUAUGAUGUGGUGACUCGCUUGCUUUACACAGAAAUGCUUCAGGAGCACUACACCCAGAGUGUUUGGGAGAUGCUGCUUCCCUGGCAACAGAGAAAGGAAGUGGAGGCACUGGAAACUAUGGCCGAGGAAGUUUUGCAGUCUGCUGACAUGCUGGGCUUGGUUUUCCUGCCUGGAGCGUUCAGGAUAUACAAAACAAGAUGUUCAGAGUUAAGGGAAGAAUCAUGUUCAGCAGUUGCUCUCCUGAAUGAGUUGCACACUUUUUGUCAACAAGAACAAAAUCAGCUGACAGUCCUGGGUCAGAGACUGUGUGACAAAAGUUUGAGGCUUUUGUGUCUCCAUGUCUUUCUGGCGAUUUACAGAGCUCAGAGGGAAAAACAAUCUCACAGAGCUCUGCUGGCAUCUCGUCAAUCCUGGGAGUCAUGGCCACAGGUUCUCAGUCCAUGUAGAGCAGAAUAUGUCACUCUGCUGCUACAGAAUGAAGACAAAGGAGAGGAAGGAAAGGAGGACUUGGAAACAACACAGCAUGUAUUUCAAACUACAGACAACAGAUAACUUCUCUCUAUUGUUUACUUCAAGCAUCUGAAGGACAGUUGUUUCUUUAUUUGCACCUUUGAUAUCAGCUAAAGGUCUAUUUUUGUAUGGAUUAGUUCAACAUUAAUGGUUUACACAAUGUAAGUCUUAUCUCUAGAUAUCAUCAGGAAGAAUGUUAUGCUUUGUGGGGUGCAAGAUUUGUCUAAAAGAAAGUGCUGCAGAUUAUUUUCUUAUCAGUAACAAAACUCAAACUUUAUCAGAGGACAGAGCUACAGCUACUUGUGCUGACUCAGGAAAAGGAGAGGAAGCAUCUGCUCACGUUGCUGCACAGGAUCUCCCUAGAGGAUUUACAAGAGGCAGGCUGCGCAAUACCUCCAAAAGAUAAUGGUGGCUUUGAUGCCGACCAAAUCUCCUUGAGGGCUGGAUGCAUAAAAAGACUAAAUCAAAUCCAUGCUCAGCUUCAGACACAGAAUGGAAGCGAGAACAGCUCAAAGCAAACCAGCAUUCAGAUGCAGGGAAAAUGGUCGCAAUCUCUGCUGGAGGACUGCAACCUGCUCCUUCUGAUGCAUCUGAUGGAGCUUCAGGAGGGCCAAGCUUCAGCACUCCUGCAAGUGCUCCUGCAUCGGAAUUCACAGGCAGCCCAAGCUCUGAGAGAAAAAUAUGAAGGUGAAUUACAAACCCAACGCUUCUCCAACCUGCUCCAUCUCUUGAUGUCUGAUGAUCCUCUAAUCCCUGGCUCUAAGUUGACUGAAAACAUCAACAAUGAGCAGAUCACACCUGAAUCACCCUGCACAGAAGAAGUUGAAAACAUUUAUGCAGAAUCAGUUCCCACUACAACUACUGACUUAACUAAUGAACACAGCAGGGAGCGUGUAGAAGUCCCAACUCCUGGAGGUUCUGCUAAACAAGAAGUCUGCUCAGGUUGUGGGGCAAUCAUGGAGGAGCUACCCUAUUUGGAGAUCCUGUGUGUGCCUGAUGCGCAGGCCAAUGCUCCAAAUCCAGAGGCUGGAGAAGGUAGGGAAGAAGAAAUAAACACAAAUCUUGAGAGUUUUGAUAAACAGGGAUCCUUGAUCCCCCUUGCUUGGAGCAAACCUCUGGAGGAUGAUGCAGACCAUAAGGCAGAGGAGGGAGAUGGAGAAGCUCAAAAGUGUCAGGACACCCUGAGCAGUCUAGGAACCCCAGCCCAGUCCACGCAAUAUGAUGAGGAUCAAAAGAGAGACAGCAAACAGGUGGACACUCUGGCUGAGUAUGAUACACAGUUUGCAGAUCAGCAGUUGAAGAAAGUAGAGAAUCCAAUCCCAGACCAACCAAGUGAAGGAGAAGCUGCAACUGAAAUUGAUCCACGCUCACUUGCAGAAAACCUGCUGGAGGUACAGCCGCGUGUUUCUAGGGAUUCCUUCGGCUGCAUUGCUGAUGGAGCAUCUGGUCACAUGGUCAGCACCAGCAGAGAGAUGAACGAGUCUGAACUCUGGGACAUCGGAGGGUCAGAACUCUCUGAUAAUGAGGAAAUGAUUCAUUCUCAAGAAUCAACACAGAUAGCGUCCAGUCUCUCUGGAAGAACCACGAUGUUGGAAACGGCUCAAUUGGAACAGGAAGAACUGAUGAGAGAUCAAGUGGCAGCAGUGGAAAGAGAGAGAACCAUGCGCAGCCUGGUGGACAUGCAAAGAAAGUUUGAGGAGAAACACCAAAGAGACAAAGAGAGACAGAUGUUUAGGGUUCAGGAGCGUCUCUCCAUCAUCCUCAACAGAAAAGCAGAAGAAGACCUGCUUGGCCUUAAACACACAGACAGGCUAAAGCAUCUCACGCAAGAUCUACCGCUGGAGGACAAGACUCAGCAGAAGACUGUUGUGAAAGAGCGACUGGAGCAACUCAGAAGAGAGCGCUCCUAUAUCAUGCAGUCAAAAAGAGAUAGGAAUACUGCAGGAUUUAAGGAACUUCUCGCUCCUGUUGCUGUGAACAACGAGAUGGAAGAUGAAGCAAGCUGAUCUACAGAUGGUUUAAGUUGUUUGGUCCUAGCGUUAUCAGUGUUAACGCAAAGUAUUAAAGAAAUAUUUCCGUGCCGUAAAAAAGCCUCACAAUGUCACUGAAUUUGCUUUUACAUAGCAGAUGCAUGGUUCAGAUUACCGUAAUUUAAUA
This is a messenger RNA of Poeciliopsis prolifica (blackstripe livebearer), 2749 nucleotides long. RefSeq lists its product as uncharacterized. The transcript is spliced from 13 exons. The record is from RefSeq and is a predicted model, not a curated record. Lineage: Eukaryota; Metazoa; Chordata; Actinopteri; Cyprinodontiformes; Poeciliidae. The coding region runs from base 1123 to 2598 and encodes 491 amino acids.